This is a messenger RNA of Zygotorulaspora mrakii, 276 nucleotides long. It is a transcript of the gene RSM19, whose product is annotated as mitochondrial 37S ribosomal protein uS19m. Bases 1 to 276 code for a protein of 91 amino acids. The record is from RefSeq and is a predicted model, not a curated record. Gene Ontology annotation, biological process: ribosomal small subunit assembly; translation. NCBI's taxonomy places the organism in Eukaryota, Fungi, Ascomycota, Saccharomycetes, Saccharomycetales, Saccharomycetaceae. Gene Ontology annotation, cellular component: ribosome; cytosolic small ribosomal subunit. The transcript has a single exon. Gene Ontology annotation, molecular function: RNA binding; structural constituent of ribosome.
AUGCGUCAGUGUCUCCUGUUGCUUUCCCGUUCCGCUUGGAAAGGCCCUCACAUUGUUCCUCUUCCAAUUAAAGAAGCCAUGGCUAAAGGAACCGCAAUUAGGACAAAUGCUAGAUCUGCAACCGUAUUACCACAAUUUGUUGGCUUAAAGUUCCAAGUUCACAACGGGAAAGAAUAUGUAGCUUUUGAAGUUGAAGAAGAUAUGGUAGGGAAGAAGCUUGGAGAGUUCGUUCCAACACGGAAGAGAUUUAGUUAUACGCAAACCAAGAACAAAUGA